UAUAGCCGGGUAGGCAACUUUUUUCACGCUUGUGUAAUUAAGGUUGUAGACGUUUAGUGGCUAAAUGGGGAUAUGUACAAAAUACAACGAAUAAGAAAAAGAAGAAUACUGUUAGCUGUCAAAGUGACAACUUCGUCUUGUUUCCCCGAGUUUUGAAAAUUUUACAAUAAAAAAAAAAAAACUUAUCAAGUUUUGACGAUUAAAAAUCUAAAAUGGGGUGUGAUGGUGGUACAAUUCCUCGUAGAGAUGAAUUGGUAAGAGUAAAAAAGAAGCCCGAAGCGAAAGAUAAAGAUUCUGAACUUGCUUUCCAAUGGCGUCAUUGUUUUCUCACGCAGUUAUUGUUGCAAGAGCCAAUAGUUAUGUGUGGUAUGGGGCAUUUGUACAGUAAGCUGCCUCUAAUCGAAGCCUUGUUAAAUAGGGACAGUCUGCCUGAUAGUGUAAGACAUAUAAAAAGUCUCAAAGAUGUGAGGAAUCUCAACUUAACUCCCAAUCCUGAAUUUGUGUCAGGGGAUGACAAAAAGGAUGGAAGCGUUGAUACACGAGGAGCUCCUUACAUAUGCCCCGUUAUUGGUUUAGAAAUGUCGGGGAAAUUCCGUUUUGUUGCACUAUGGACUUGUGGAUGCGUGUUUUCAGAACGAGCCCUGAAGGAGAUAAGUACUUCUACAUGUCAUAAAUGUUUGAUGCCAUUUACUGAAGAUGAUGUGGUAGUACUAAAUGGUACUGAAGAAGAUAUGGUUCUAAUGAGGUCUAGAAUAGAAUUAAGGAAACAAAAGAAUAAGAAGGACAAAGAAAAGAAAAAAGAAAUCAAGAAGGAGAUCGAAGCUACCAAAUGUGAAGAAACUGAGCCUGCCAAAAAUAGUGUUACGAAUGCAGGCAAAAGUUCUGCCAAUGAGAAUGUUGAAAAACCAAAAGUAGUUGCUGCUACUCUUAAAAGACCACGAAAUUUAAUUAAUGAUGAAUCCACAAAGAAGAUGAAGGCUUGUUAUAGUGUUGCCAAAGACCCCAAUGCUUCUGAUGUUUAUAAAUCGUUAUUUACAAGUCACAAAUCUGAAAACGAACAACAGAGAGCUCAUUGGAUUACAUAUAAUCCAUUUUAUAAUUAAACGCUUUCCUUAUCAUUUUUAACUUUAUGUAUGAGAUAGGUAAUCUAUGUAACGUGAAAGGUAAAGAUAAUAAAUGUAAUUUACAUGAA
This is a messenger RNA of Agrilus planipennis (emerald ash borer), 1192 nucleotides long. RefSeq names its product protein RTF2 homolog. The record is from RefSeq and is a predicted model, not a curated record. The coding region runs from base 213 to 1103 and encodes 296 amino acids. Gene Ontology annotation, biological process: mitotic DNA replication termination; site-specific DNA replication termination at RTS1 barrier. The transcript has a single exon. Gene Ontology annotation, cellular component: nucleus. NCBI's taxonomy places the organism in Eukaryota, Metazoa, Arthropoda, Insecta, Coleoptera, Buprestidae.